Messenger RNA from Ornithorhynchus anatinus (platypus), 930 nucleotides. RefSeq names its product vomeronasal 1 receptor ornAnaV1R3105. Gene Ontology annotation, cellular component: membrane. Gene Ontology annotation, molecular function: pheromone receptor activity. The coding region runs from base 1 to 930 and encodes 309 amino acids. Lineage: Eukaryota; Metazoa; Chordata; Mammalia; Monotremata; Ornithorhynchidae. The record is from RefSeq and is marked inferred. The transcript has a single exon. Gene Ontology annotation, biological process: G protein-coupled receptor signaling pathway.
AUGAACGCCAUUGAAAUCUCUUUUGGGAUUGUGUUUCUGUUACAGAUCACCCUUGGAAUCACAGUGAAUGUAUUCCUUCUCCUGCACUAUACCCAUAUGAUCUCCUCUAGCCCCAGGUUCAGCUCCUCAGACUUGAUCCUCAUCCACCUGGCCUUGGCCAACACCAUCAUUCUUCUUACCUCUGGGAUCCCAGAGGCCAUGUCAGCCUGGGGACAGAGAAAUUUCCUGAAUGAUGUUGGCUGUAAAAUCCUCAAUUAUCUGUAUCGAGUGGCCCGGGGCCUGGCUAUCUGCACCACCUGCCUCCUGAGCAUCUUCCAAGCCAUCACCAUCAGUCCUGGAACCUCCCCAUGGGCAAGAGUCAAAACCAAAUUACCCCAAUGUAUUCUCCCAUGCUGUGUCCUCUCCUGGAUGCUCAAUAUGUUAAUAGAGUUUGAUACAUUAAUGAACAUGACAGGCCCCCAAAACAGCAGUCAUGCUCAAGUCAUGUUGGAUCUGAAAUAUUGCACUAAAGUCAGUUUAGGUGCAGAAAUCAACUUGAUAAUUGUAGUUCUGUUUUCUCUCCGGGAUCUGUUCUUUGUGGGAUUCAUGAGUUUGGCCAGUGGUUACAUGGUUCUUGUCCUGUUUAGGCACCACAAGCGAGUCCAGCACCUUCAUGGACCCAGUCUCACCCACAGAGAAAUGCCUGAGGUCCGAGCAGUUAAGAGAGUCAUUGCCCUGGUGACCCUCUAUGUGCUCCUUUAUGGGCGACAGACAGUCAUGCUAAGCAUCUUAAUAAACAUGAAAGAAAAGUCUCCUCUGCUCCUGAAAUGCCAUGUGGUACUUGGAUUCACAUUCUCAGCUAUGAGUCCAUUCUUGAUGAUUCACAGUGACAGGAGGAUGAGAACAUUCUGGAAGAAGAAAUCUCCUGCCUCCAACAUGGAUACUCCAUAG